Messenger RNA from Galleria mellonella (greater wax moth), 4562 nucleotides. RefSeq names its product ubiquitin thioesterase trabid-like (gene trbd). The transcript is spliced from 15 exons. Gene Ontology annotation, cellular component: cytoplasm; nucleus. NCBI's taxonomy places the organism in Eukaryota, Metazoa, Arthropoda, Insecta, Lepidoptera, Pyralidae. The record is from RefSeq and is a predicted model, not a curated record. Gene Ontology annotation, molecular function: K63-linked polyubiquitin modification-dependent protein binding; cysteine-type deubiquitinase activity. The coding region runs from base 347 to 2323 and encodes 658 amino acids. Gene Ontology annotation, biological process: protein deubiquitination involved in ubiquitin-dependent protein catabolic process.
CGAGACAUCCGACUUUUCUGACAGAGAGAAAGAUUAUAAAUUAUUGCUAAAGAAAAUGACAGGAAAAUUGACACAAAAUUUGUCAAAUCAAAACACCGUAUAAAUAUAUUUGCUUCCAAUUUUAUUGUUUCUUUUGUGUUUUCUCCCGCGUUCCCCAGUUUACAAAAGCGCACGUCCACAACUACGGCCCCCGAUAACUCGUGCUCUAUGAACAGCGCACAGCACACCUGUGCAAACAGCUUCACGAUUCAGAAUCUCAAACAAUGAGAACCUCAUAGUGAAUGGUAGCAUUGAGUGUAGAGUAGCGAGUGAAGCUUGCCACCUCUAUGUUAUAAUUGAUGGUACAAUGAGCGAGGAGGCGACCAAGGAUGCGAGCAAGAAGGACGCGUCCAACUGCCAGGAGGCCGCCGUACCUGGCGCCGCCGCCGACGGUGGGGCACAUGAUGCCUCCACUAAUGUUUCACAAACACAAAUCACACAGCUGACAGAGAGCUCGGUGCCCCCGACGGCGCUGGAGACCACUAAAUGGAUGUGUGAAGUAUGCACAUACGAGAACUAUCCGCUCUCACGAAAGUGUACGAUGUGCCGCACCUCUAAACCACUGCUGGGUGAAGAUAUAUUCAAGUUACAAGACGGCGCUAGUGCCUUGCCGACACAAGACGUCUGUGGUGCAGAUACGGUGGCGGAGCGACUGAAACCGCUGAGGAUAUCGUCGCCGCAGGGGCAGGCGAGUGGUGGCGCCGCCUCCGUCAACAAGUGGCCUUGUCCGACGUGUACGUACGAGAACUGGCCGAAGUCGCUCAAGUGCGCGAUGUGCGGCACGAGCAACCCCGCGCCGCCCGCGCGCCCGCCGCCCCCGCGCCCCCCGCGCCCCCCAGGUAUAAACGAUAACUGCAACAGUCAGAACACGGUGCACGAAGUGGACUCAAACACGAGGCACUCGAAGCGAAGAACGAACAACGCCGACUGGAUAUGGUUGCAGGCCUGUUUGGGCGUAGUGGAGGGCGACGCGCGGCGCGUGGAGGCGUACCUGGCGCGCGGCGGCGACCCGGCGCGCGCGCUGGCGCCGCACGAGCUGCCGCUGCUCGACCGCGCCUCCGCCUUCGACGCGGGCCACACGCUCGUGCACCUCGCCAUCAGAUUUCAAAGACAAGAAAUUUUAGCAAGUUUACUGUCUCGAAUAUCAGGGGGUGGCUCUGGCCUAAAAAGAUCUCCAUCGUAUAUAGCGCCAGAUUUGGCGUCGGCGAUACGGCGACACAUGGCGAGCUGUAUCCGGGUGAAGAAGGGCAGCUUUCCGUGCCGGUAUAUCAACGAGUUCUGCACUUUCUCUUUGCCUGCAGAGAUCGAGGAGCUGCCGGCGGCGAUCCAGGAGCAGCUGUUCUCGGAGGUGCUGGACCGGGAGGCGCAGCAGACGCUGGAGGCGGAGCCGGCGGUGAUCAACUGGAGUGGCGAGCUGACGGAGCGGCUGGGGUCGCGGCUGUACGCGCUGUGGAACCGGUCGGCGGGCGACUGCCUGCCGGACGCGGUGAGCCAGGCGGCGUACGGCGUGGCGGACCGGCAGCACUCGCUGCGCGGCGCGCUGGCGGCGCUGCUGGCGGGCGGUGCUGGCGGGUGGGGCGGGCUGUACGAGCGGUGGGCGGCGUGGGAGCGCGCGCAGGCGGCGCGGCUGCAGUACGCGCCCGACGAGGCGCAGCUGCGCGCCGAGUGGGCGCGCCUGGCCGCCGCCGCCGCGCGCCCCGGCGCCGCGCUGCGCCAGCUGCACGUGUUCGCGCUCGCGCACCUGCUGCGCCGCCCGCUGCUCGUGCUCGGCGUCGACCUGGUCGCCUCGCACCGCGGCGACGCGCUCGGCUACGCGCGCUUCAGGGGCGUGUACCUGCCGCUGCUGUGGGAGCCCGAGGCGUGCUCGAAGUCGCCGCUGUGCCUGGGCUACACGCGCGGACACUUCUCCGCGCUCGUGCCCAUGGAGCCCUACUCGCCGCGCCACCACUACAUCUGCCGUGAUCAGCAAGAGGAGCACGAGGACAUAACGUACCUGCCGCUCACCGACUCCCAGGGCAAGUUGUUGCCGGUACAUUUCUUGACAUGCGACGAGAUGGAGAACGCGGAGGACGUGAUGCGGCGCUGGCUGUCGGCGUGCGUGACGAGCGACGGGCUGCUGGCCGCGCGGCAGCAGCUGCACGCGCGCCCGCUGCUGCAGGCGCAGAUGCUCGAGGAGUGGCUCAACCACUACCGCCGCCUCGCGCAGCAGACGCGCGGGCCGUUCCCGCCGCGGCUGGCGGCCGCCGCGGACUUCUCCAGCGACGCCGACAGCGACGAGGAGUGACCGCGGCGCCGCCCACCACUCCGCACUACCGGCCACCUAACCGAUUACCGACCAUCAAUAAGUUUAACAAAAUAAACGAAACGAAAGGAAUAAUAUUAAUUUAAUAUUAUGACGGAUAUUUGAGUUUAGUUAAUUGUCAUGUUGCUCACUAUUACGAAUUCGGGGGUCAUUUUACUUAUAGUUGAAUUUAUUUAUACAACUUAUUGAAUUGCAAUAAUAUUAUUAUAUUUUAUAAUUGAGUAGGGAAAACUACGCGCUUAUGUAUCGAACACUAUUCACGCUCAGCUACUGUCGCGCUCGACAAGCUCCGCACCAGGGAUAGCGCCGGGAACUUCCUUUCGCGUGUCUUCCGUCUCAUUCGCACUCUAGUCUGUGAGGUAAUGAUCAAACAAUAUAUACUUAGGUAGGCUUAUACAAAAGCAUUCUUUCUUUUCAUUAUUUUUAUUUUCAGCCUGUUAUUAAUGUAUUAAUUUUUUUUACACAACACUACAUAAAGUAUAAGUACAAGACAACAAAAGACAAGUUCUGGUUUAUUGGCAUCAAUUUGGUGUUCACUUUGCAAACUGCAGUCAGGCGAGAGCUUCUCGAGCGCGACCAAUACGGCAACGAGCCGAUGUAUGACGUCGGCCGUUGCCCCUGUGGUGUUCACUUGGAAUGUUUACUGCGACACUAGCUGAUACUCGUAUUUGCUGAUCUUUAUAUAAUGUAUAGUAAGUAUUCUAUACAAAAAAAAAAAAAAAAUAGAGCCUGGAACGCGGGACAAAAUGCUAUUGGACUCAUCUAAUUGUAUCGUUGUUCCGACAGUACAAAUAAGUAUAUCUCAUCAUGGUCACAGCCUUCACAGUAACGCUUUUAAACACUUCACUACAAUCUGUGGUCUCGCAUAGACAAUAAUUUUUUUUUAAAUAUUUCGGCAAAGGAAUAAGUGUGAACGUUUAUGAGGUGCAUAAAUAAUUGUUUUAUUCGUACUAUCCUCCUGCAAUUGUUACUAAUCACUUGUAGUUGUUCACACCGGGUAUCCGUUACCACCAAACGAAUGUUCAAACGCUACAUGUCGGACUCAAACCAAGUAAAUUUAUAUUAAUGGCUUUGAAUCUGUAUUCGCUAGAUGUAGUAUAAGACAUGUUAGUGCUUUUUGUUUUAUUCGACUAGCAUAGAAUGUGACUUUCAUGGAACUUGGAAAACAAAAGUUUAACAAUAUUAAUAUAAAAAAAAAGAGUCUAUAAAAGUUGUUUACGACAGUGUACAGAGAGUAUAAGGUUAUAAUAUUUAUUACAUAAUUUUGGUUUAUAUUGUUGUAUAUACAAAUGAUUGAUUUGCAAAAUAAUUCUCUACAUGUAUAGAUCUGUGCUGCAUUGCUUAGUGCGCACGCGCGUGAGCAGGGCGCAUUGUUUGCCUCGGCGUCUCUAGGGGUUUACAAAAUUUGCAGUUUAGGUACUGGUUUUACUAAGUGCUGUGCGGCUCGUCGGCUGCGGGCCGGUGUGCACUUGUACUUAUUGAACGUUUUAGAAAAAUGACAUGUUCUCAGCAAGCAAGGGCGAGCACUAUUUUUAUUCAUAUAACUUUGGUGAAAAUCAAAUAAUAAUCAGAAUUACGAUGGGUAGGUAAGGAUGUGCGCAGACGGUUCUGAGGAUGCGUAAUUUGUUAUCAUGAAAAUCGACUUUAGCUUCUUGAGCACAAGACUCAUAUUGGUGUAACGUAACUAGCGAUGGAGUUGUAGGUGUGAAGCAUUGACGAGAAGUUCGUGCGUUGCCAAUCUCUUCGCCUCCAUAUGGUUGGUCUGCGCCGACCUACGAGCUGCUGCUGAACCGUCGUAGUAGCUCGCCGGCGCCGUGCGGACGAGAGACGCGCCGCACUGGCCGUGUUCAGCAGGCGGAGAGGUGAGAGGUGCGCCCGAACUCGACUUCCUAUCAUUAUAGUUCCACACUAGUUUGCAGAGCGACCGAGGCUUGUUACAUUAGAGUGCGCGCAUAGCGGAACGGUGAUUUCAGUAUUACUGUCCUAACAUUGAAUUACUGAAUUGCCUCUGAGAAGCUUGGUUUAAUCUAUUAAUAAAAUUUUUAAGCCAAUUAGAAUGUUUUUGUUUACCUUUGUCCUAAAUUGUGUAAAUAAUUUAGUGGGUAACGCCGCCACGGAUCACAGCGCGUAAUAGCUAACACCCGAGAUACAUUAAAAUUAUGUACCUAUUCUAUUACCUACUAAUAUUAAUCAAUAAAGCACUUAUUUUAUGAAGUUGUUC